AUGAUGCAGACCAGGAUGGCGGUGUCGGGCGAAGCGCAAAACCGUACUGGCGGUGGGCGUCGUCCACGCAAAGGCAAAACUCCUCCGGCCAUGCCCCCGAUGCCACCGUCGAACGGCACGGCAGGCACGCCCCCGUGGGCCAUGAUGCCUCCGUCGGACGGCAUGCCCUCGGCAAUGAUGCCUCCGUCGGACGGCAUGCCCUCGGCAAUGAUGCCCCCGUCGGACGGCAUGCCCGCGGCAAUGAUGCCCCCGUCGGACGGCAUGCCCGCGGCAAUGAUGCCCCCGUCGGACGGUAUGCCCGCGGCAAUGAUGCCCCCGUCGGACGGCAUGCCCGCGGCAAUGAUGCCCCCGUCGGACGGCAUGCCCGCGGCAAUGAUGCCCCCGUCGGACGGCAUGCCCGCGGCAAUGACGCCCCCGUCGGACGGCAUGCCCGCGGCAAUGAUGCCCCCGGACGGCAUGGACGGUGCAGCCAUGCCGUCGGGGGGCAUGCCCCCUGCCGCGGUGGUGGCUCCGCCAGAGGGCGGCACCACGGCCGCGGCGGCUCCGGGUGUCUUGUCCGCCAUUGGCGACCCGCACUUGGUCAACGUACACGGGGAGCAUUUCGACGUAAUGAGGCCGGGCGUCCACGUUCUCCUCCUCGUGCCCUUCCGAGCGAACCGGUCGGAUGCGCUCCUCGCCGUGGAGGCCGACGCCCAGCGGAUAGGCGACGCUUGCGCGGACACGUACUUCAUGAGCGUCAACAUGACGGGAGCAUGGGUGGAGUCCAAGGUCGCCUCGCUCGGGUUGAAGGGAGGCCACGGCCUUUUCUUCAGCGCUGGCACGAAGGCAGCCAACACGGGCACGCCGUGGAUGUCUUUCGGGAAGGUCUGGCUGAAGGUGAGGCACGGCCGCACCAGCACUGGCACAGCAUACUUGAACUUCUUCGCACGCAACUUGAGGCACGCCGGCCACAUGGUUGGGGGGCUCCUCGGGGAGGAUGACCACACUGAGGUGGCGACUCUGAGCAGCGGCUGUAAGAAGACCCUGGCGCUCUGA
Messenger RNA from Prorocentrum cordatum, 1035 nucleotides. Lineage: Eukaryota; Dinophyceae; Prorocentrales; Prorocentraceae. The record is from the annotation of a GenBank genome assembly.